Pelagomonas calceolata is the source of this 1232-nucleotide messenger RNA. NCBI's taxonomy places the organism in Eukaryota, Pelagophyceae, Pelagomonadales, Pelagomonadaceae. The record is from the annotation of a GenBank genome assembly.
AGUUUCGCCUGCAGCAAGCUGCUGCUCUGCAAAAGGAAGUGCUUGCAGGAGCAUCUGUCGCAGCGCAAGCAGGCAAGAGCAAUAAAUAGCAGUGCGAAACACCACCCGCAGCCAUUUUAACAAAUAGCAGCGCUGCAGAGCCGGUUUGCAUAUCGCCACACUCACCUGCAGCUGCUCACCAUGGUGCGACGACUGCUAUUGCUGCUCGCGGGAACGGCAGAUGCGCUGCGGCGGCCCGCACCAAGACGCGCAACACUCGUAACGCGACAAGCCCACGAGCCCAAGCAGUACCAGAUCAUCGCCGGCCCCGCGUGCGAAGCGAUGGCCCAAAGAAUACAAGCGUCCGAACCGGCCCGCUUCACCUACCACGAGACGUCCUGGGACAAGUUCCCCGACGGGACCGACCGCAUCGUCGUGGGUGGGUUCCAACCGAAGAAUGAAAUUGCGGGCGAGCACGUUCUCAUGCUUGCCUCGUUCCACGAUAAUGAUGUCACGCUCUCCCAGUUCCAGGUCAUGGUCAUGUUACUGAUGUCUUUUGUCGAGUCGUUGACGAUCGUGUUACCGUUCUACCCCACGGGCACGAUGGAGCGCGUCGUGACCGAGGGCGAGGUCGCGACGGCCGCGACCUACGCCCAUCUAUUCUCGUCACUACCGUCGUGCGGCCGGCCGACUCGGUUAAUCGUCUACGACUUGCACACCUUACAAAACAGGUUUUAUCUGCACGGCAACACGGUUGCCUCAUUACAUACUACCGUACCGUGUCUCAUCCCUCGCCUGGAAGCCGCGGGUAUAGACGCCGUCGCCUUCCCCGACGACGGCGCCGCGAAGCGCUUCAAGCACAUGUUCGACUCGGAUGUGUACGAGAUCAUUGUGUGCGGGAAGGUGCGAGAUGGGGACAACCGCGUAGUAACGGUGCAGGACGGCGACGUCAACGACAAGAAGGUCGUGAUCGUCGACGACCUCGUGCAGACGGGCGGCACGUUGUACGAGUGCGGCGCGAAACUCUUAGAUCUGGGCGCGGCGUCUGUCAGUGCGUUCGUGGCGCACGGCGUCUUUCCGCGCGAGGCCUGGAAGCGCUUCGCCCGGGGCGGCGACCGCGACGUGUUUGACACGUUCUACGUGACGAACUCCAUCCCAACCACCACAGACAAACUGCCGUCGAACGACGUGUUCGAGGUCAUUGACUUGACGGAGCGGGUCAUCGACGAUUUGGAUAACUACUAAGUGUGUUU